GUCGGACCACAUUGUGUGUAGCGCAGCGGUUCGCCGCCUGUAAAGUGACAGGAGAGCUGCUGCGUGUUGACAUAUUUACUGAAGCUUGUUAUUUUGUGUUGCUCGCAAAGAAAUGGAUGACCAGGGGUGUCCGAGAUGCAAAACAACCAAAUACAGGAACCCGUCGUUGAAGCUGAUGGUGAACGUCUGCGGCCACACGCUAUGUGAGAACUGCGUGGAGAUGCUGUUUGUGCGCGGCUCAGGCAACUGCGUUCAGUGCGACACACCCCUGAGGAAGAGCAACUUCCGAGUGCAGCUCUUCGAAGACCCGACCGUAGAUAAGGAGGUGGAGAUCCGCAAGAAGGUGCUGAAGAUAUACAACAAGAGAGAUUUUGACUUCCCCAGCCUUAGAGAGUACAACGACUACCUGGAGCAAGUGGAGGACAUAGUGUAUAACCUGACAAACAACAUUGACGUGGAGAACACCAAGCUGAGGAUGGAGCAGUACCAGAGGGAGAACAGAGACCUCAUCCAGAGGAAUAAGGCUACACUUACCCGAGAGCAAGAGGAGCUGGAGGAGCUGCUGUUGCUGGAGCAGCAGGGCAAUGAGCAGCGGAGGCUGGAAGUGCUGCAGGAGGAGCAGAGGCAGCUGCAGGCCAAGAGGAAGAACAAGCAGGCUCUGCUGGACGAACUGGAGCAGUCCCAACUUCCUGCCACCAUCUUGCUUGCCCAACACAAGGUCCGUGCUGCCCAGCUCGAGACCCAGAUAGAACAGCAGAAACAAACAGUCAAACCUACAAAUCUAUUUUCAACUGGAAUCCAUAUGCGUCAGACGGUGUCUCUCAUGGCUGUGCCCAAGGUUGAGGAAGUGCUGUACCACUACAAGCCUCUUCAAGUUAAAACCUAUGGACCUCCAGUGCCAGAAUUGGAACAGCUGGGCAGACUUGGGUAUCUGAACCACGUGCGGGCCGCCAUGCCUCAGGACACAGCUGGAGGAUACACCUCGGCUUUGGCGUGUCAUCGAGCCGUUCAGGAUGCUUUCAGCGGGCUGUUCCCUCCAAAAGGCUAAAGCCACACGGAGCAACAGAGCAACAACAGCCAAUGGAUAGAAAUAUGACUGAAUGGACUAUAAAUACUGCCCUGCUACCACUGUGGAGAGCUGCUGUGGUUGGGUAGUGACGUGACUCAUUUGUGGUCAAGGUGUAUAUGACUUUUUAUAUUUUGUGUUAUUUUUAUACUUAAAUAAAUCACAAAGAACA
Messenger RNA from Lates calcarifer (barramundi perch), 1238 nucleotides. It is a transcript of the gene mnat1, whose product is annotated as MNAT1 component of CDK activating kinase. The transcript is spliced from 8 exons. Lineage: Eukaryota; Metazoa; Chordata; Actinopteri; Centropomidae. Gene Ontology annotation, cellular component: transcription factor TFIIH holo complex. Gene Ontology annotation, biological process: nucleotide-excision repair; regulation of transcription by RNA polymerase II; positive regulation of cyclin-dependent protein serine/threonine kinase activity. The record is from RefSeq and is a predicted model, not a curated record. Gene Ontology annotation, molecular function: cyclin-dependent protein serine/threonine kinase activator activity. Bases 113 to 1048 code for a protein of 311 amino acids.